AUGGCAGCAGCUACGCCUAUGCCAGCCCGGCACGAUCGGAGUGCUCCGACCUUCAAAACUCCCAACGAUCUCCCUGGCUACAUCGACGAGCUCGAACGGCUCUUCGUCGAGCACGGCGUCACGGACAACCGCGAUAAGGUCAACGCAUCGCUUCGGUACCUCCCGCACCUCGAGACCCGAGUCUGGAAGUCGGUCAAAGCCUACAAGGACCAGACGAAGACGUGGGACGAGUUCAAGGCGGACGUCAUCAAGCUCUACCCCGGCUCCGCGAUGGAAGGCCAGACGACCCGCGGCGACCUCGAUACGCUUGUCAAAGCUCGCGCAGCCUCGCCUAUCACAACGCGGGCAGAGCUUGGUGCAUUCAACCGGCAAUUCAAGGUCCUCGCCGACGAUCUUCUCGAGAAGCAC
Molecule: messenger RNA, 408 nt
Organism: Punctularia strigosozonata HHB-11173 SS5
Lineage: Eukaryota; Fungi; Basidiomycota; Agaricomycetes; Corticiales; Punctulariaceae
Exons: 1
Source: RefSeq, a predicted model, not a curated record